Messenger RNA from Styela clava, 1979 nucleotides. Its product is annotated as regucalcin-like. The record is from RefSeq and is a predicted model, not a curated record. Gene Ontology annotation, biological process: L-ascorbic acid biosynthetic process. Gene Ontology annotation, molecular function: calcium ion binding; enzyme regulator activity; gluconolactonase activity. Lineage: Eukaryota; Metazoa; Chordata; Ascidiacea; Stolidobranchia; Styelidae.
AUAAACAAUAGCAUUUGUAUAUACUAUUCGUAGUUGGAUCCAUUACAUUUGAACCACGUACAUCUGAACCCACGUCAAUUGCACCUGCAUACUAUUGCACGCGGAUUUACACAUGGGUCCAAAUGUACAUGGUUCAAAUGUACGUGGGUUCAAAUGUACGGUCACCUUCGUAGCUACAUAUAAUGGGCGUUAAUUUUUAACUGCAAAACAAACAUGGGGAGAUACCGAGUUACCUCACCUGCGCCUAAUGAUGCGAAUCUAUUGCAACACGGUAGUUGUUAUUGCAGACACUGUAUGUUAUUAAACGGUGCAGUCGAAUAUAGCUAGAAGCGGAUUAAUAACGAAUUAGGAAGAUAUGGACCAAUAAAAAUUAGAUUUUUAUGAAAGUCGUCCGAUGCAUACUUUACCAUUGUGAUGUUGCGCUUUGUUUGACGUGUUAUGUCUGAACACGCGCUUUGAGUCCUGCUUGCAUGUCCGUGAAAAUACAAUAAAAUCGUGUUUUUGAGGAAGAGGGACUUUAUUUGGCGCGAAUGGUAAUAGUUAGCUUAUGAACGAAGGUAAUUAUCUGCAACAUAAUGCGCUUGUCAAACGUAGGCAAUGUCCCACUUUUAUUGGGAAAUAUGGGCAUGCAUGUUGGCAAGUUCGAUCUGAAAUAAUACGUAUGUACGUUCCGGUCUGCCGAUUACGUUGCUUUUUACAGGUUUAAUUUUAGCCAUUCGAUAGUCUAAUUUAGCCAUGACACACAAUGUGGAUAUUGUAUCAGAGUAUUCGUCAGUGUUGGGAGAAGGACCGCAUUGGGACGAUAUUAAGCAAAGGCUACUUUUUGUAGAUAUUACCAGGUCAGCAAUACACCGAUGGGACUACGCGACAGGCAAACUACAGGAAGCUAUUGUUUUAGAAGAACCUACCAUCGGCGCCGUUGUUCCCAGAGAAAAAGGUGGAUUUAUUGCUGCGGCAGCAAAUAAAUUUUUAUUAGUUGAUGAAGGCACAGGAAAGGCAGAAACAAUUUGUCAACCAACCGACAAUGUAAAGAGUAGAUUCAACGACGGGAAAUGUGAUCCGAGAGGCCGGUUUUGGGCAGGAACAAUGGGUCUUGAAGACAUUCCAGCUCAUCCUAUACCAAAACAAGGAGAAAUGUAUGUUCUGGAUACGGAUCUCAGUGUGUCAACAAAAAUGACAAACCUUGAUAUAUCAAACGGAUUAGCUUGGACAAAAGACGCUACCAAAAUGUUCUACAUAGAUUCUUUAACGUACCAAGUUACUUCUUACAACUACGAUAUCUCGGAUGGUUCCAUCGCAAACAAACAGAAGGUGGUUGACUUCAUCCUCGCAGAAGAUGGUACACCCGAUGGGCAAUGCAUCGACUGCGAUGGUAACUUAUGGGUUGCAAUGUUUUCUACGGGAAUUAUCAUUAAAAUUGAUACAACCCGAGGAGAGAAAGUUGAAAGGAUUAAGAUCAGUGAUACUGCCUUGAAGACGACAUCCUGUUGCUUCGGUGGACCGAAUUUCGAUGAACUAUUUGUAACUUCAGCGCUAAACGGAGAUUAUGAAUUGAAUAAGGGUCAAAAAGUCGGCGAUUCUGGGCGCCUUUUUCGAGUGAGGGGACUUGGUGUGAAUGGAUCUCCUGCAGUUGCUUUCAAAGGAUGAUCUAUCUACAUCCAAUGUUAAAGUUGGACAAUGUGGGAAAUUAUAUAUAUUUGUGUGUCUAAAUAAUUGAAUCAUGCAUGUCACGGUAAUUACGAUGUAUCUAAAAACAUUGUCAUUUUGAUCCAUAGUCGGUAAAUAUUACAUUGCAUUCAAUUCAGGAUUUGAAAUUGAGCUUCAAAAUGAAUAGGUCAACGGCAUUCUGUGUAGCAUUUGUAUAUACUGCACUUUGUUUUUGAGAAUUUGCAAAUUCUUUAUAUGCUAACGUCGAGAAUAUGAUUUCUAGAAAAUGGAGCAAAAUAAAUAGCAGGCGGAAGAGUUUUUGUAUACCGGAA